This is a messenger RNA of Hordeum vulgare subsp. vulgare (domesticated barley), 1368 nucleotides long. RefSeq names its product pyruvate dehydrogenase (acetyl-transferring) kinase, mitochondrial. NCBI's taxonomy places the organism in Eukaryota, Viridiplantae, Streptophyta, Magnoliopsida, Poales, Poaceae. Gene Ontology annotation, biological process: regulation of glucose metabolic process; protein phosphorylation. The coding region runs from base 119 to 1213 and encodes 364 amino acids. The record is from RefSeq and is a predicted model, not a curated record. Gene Ontology annotation, molecular function: pyruvate dehydrogenase (acetyl-transferring) kinase activity. The transcript is spliced from 6 exons. Gene Ontology annotation, cellular component: mitochondrion.
CCACAAGGCUUCUCUCAUUCCUGAUGCCACCUUAAUUAGCCGCCUGCCCCCCCUAAUCCUCCAGUUUGUACGGCGGUUAUCCGGCUCGUCGUCGGUGACCGGCGGCGGCGGCGGAGCGAUGAUGGCGUCGGAGCCGGUGGCGCGGGCGGUGGCGGAGGAGGUGGGGCGGUGGGGGAGCAUGAAGCAGACGGGGGUGAGCCUGCGGUACAUGAUGGAGUUCGGGUCCGUCCCCACGGACCGCAACCUGCUGCUCUCCGCCCAGUUCCUGCACAAGGAGCUCCCCAUCCGCAUCGCCCGCCGCGCGCUCGACCUCGAGUCCCUCCCCUUCGGCCUCUCCGCCAAGCCCGCCAUCCUCAAGGUGAGGGACUGGUACUUGGACUCGUUCCGCGACAUCCGAUAUUUCCCAGAAGUGAGGAACCGGGACGACGAGCUUGCUUUCACGCAGAUGAUUAAGAUGAUCAAAGUGCGGCACAAUAACGUGGUGCCUACUAUGGCUUUGGGAGUGCAACAGCUGAAAAACGAACAGUUCAGCUCAAGGAAGCUUCCCCCAGGAUUCGACGAGAUCCAUGAGUUCCUCGAUCGAUUUUACAUGUCAAGGAUUGGUAUUCGCAUGCUCAUAGGGCAGCAUGUGGCUCUGCAUGAUCCUGAACCAGAGCCUGGCGUCAUAGGCCUCAUCAAUACAAAAUUGUCCCCCAUACAGGUAGCUCAAAUUGCUAGCGAGGAUGCCCGUUCCAUUUGUAUGAGGGAAUACGGAUCAGCUCCUGACAUCAACAUUUAUGGAGAUCGAAAUUUUACAUUUCCAUACGUCGCAUCGCAUCUUCAUCUCAUGCUGUUUGAACUGGUGAAAAAUUCCCUUCGUGCAGUACAGGAAAGAUAUAUGGAUUCUGAUAAAGAUGUUCCUCCUGUCAGAAUUAUAGUUGCUGAUGGAACAGAGGAUGUUACUAUUAAGGUCAGUGAUGAAGGUGGUGGAAUACGGAGAAGUGGGCUCCCUAGAAUUUUCACAUAUCUUUACAGCACUGCAAAAAAUCUACCUGAUAUAGAGGGCCCUAGUGAAGGAGUAACUAUGGCUGGAUAUGGUUUUGGACUUCCAGUUAGUCGCCUUUAUGCGCAAUAUUUCGGUGGCGACCUACAAAUCAUAUCCAUGGAGGGAUACGGCACCGAUGCUUACCUCCACUUGUCACGGCUGGGAGACUCAGAGGAGCCAUUGCCUUAAUGGCCCCUCCUGUUCUGAUACAAUUUCUGUAAUUAGGCUGCUCUUGCUUCUUGUAAUCCCUGUGCUGGUUUGCAAAUAUUGUUUCAAGGGCCAGCCAUAUAUAGCUGUUAAACCUCAAUCUUCUAGCUAUAAUGUUCUCACAUUUUACGCUUUUC